Penicillium olsonii is the source of this 1359-nucleotide messenger RNA. NCBI's taxonomy places the organism in Eukaryota, Fungi, Ascomycota, Eurotiomycetes, Eurotiales, Aspergillaceae. The record is from the annotation of a GenBank genome assembly.
AUGGCGCGAACACUCCCCAAGGAUCUGAAUCCUCUGAUCGUCUCAGAAGUUGCUCCAGCUUAUGAGGAUCUUCUUACGCGCCGUCGUCUAGGCAAGACGAAUCUGUCGGUCAAGCAAUCUCAAAUUGGAACUUCAAAUGCGACCAAGCGCGAGAAUCUGGGCGUGUUUGAGUACGCGCAUCUGCGUGCCCCAUUGCCCAAGGACCUGAAGGGCUCUGAGAUCUUCCCUUCACACACCUUGGCGCAACAGCCUGAAACAUACUUUUUGAUGCGACGCAGCAAAGAUGGCUUUGUCAGUGCUACUGGAAUGUUCAAGAUUGCCUUCCCCUGGGCCAAGGCCGAGGAGGAGAGAAACGAGCGUGAAUACUUGAAAGCGCGCGAGCACACCAGUGAAGAGGAAGUCGCUGGCAACGUGUGGAUCUCUCCUUCAUUUGCUCUCGAGCUCUCCAAGGAGUACAAGAUGUACGAAUGGGUGCGAGCUCUGCUGGACCCCACGGACAUUACCCAGAGCCCUUCCAGCGCGAAGAAGCAGAUCACUCCCCCUCCCAAAUUCGAGAUCCCCGAAGAUGAGCCGGCUGUCGGACACCGCCACCGCAGAGGUCGCUCCGCUUCCCCCAGCAAGUCGUCUCCCCGCAAGUCUCGCACUACUCGCAUCACCAAAGAUGUCACGAGCACCCCGUCCACAAAUGCCGCGAACGCCAGCUUGCAGUCCACAUUAGAUAUCUCAGUGUCAAGCGCCACUCUGGACGCAGACACGAUCCCUGAGCUGGGAGCCGAUGCGGAGCCCGAAAUGAAGUCCGCGGGAUCGCCGUCUAAGAAGCCCCGCGCCCGGAAGGCCACUCGGGCCACUACUGCGGAGCCCGAAGAAGAGAUCAAGGACGACAAGAAGGAAGAAAAGAAGGAGAAGAAGAAGGCAGAGAAGAAGACCGAGAAGAAGGAGAAGAAGAAGGAGGAAGUCCAGGCUGAGCCGGCAGUCGAGGUUGCGGUAACCACUGAAACCGCGGCCGAAGAUACCACCGCUCAGGCUACCCAGCCCACCGUUUCUCUUGACUUGCCUCUCCUUUCUGAGGUCCCAUCUGCGGCAGAGACUGAGAAGAUGAUUGCCGAGGCCAAGAGCAUGGUCGAAGACGCCAUCAAGGCACAGGCUGAGGGCACCCCUUCUAAGUCAUCCGUGAAGGUGACCAAGAAGCGCAAGCCCGAGGAUGAUGAUGAUGAGGAGACCUCAGCCGAAGCCGCUCAGCGGGCGAAGAAAGCCAGAGUGCUCGAGAACAAGCUCAAGCAAGAGCGCGUGCGCAACCGCUCCAUCUUUGGCGUCUCUAUCGCAUUUGCCGUUGCUGCCUCGAUUCCCUACUUCUUCUGA